AGCAGCAGCAGCAGCAGCAGCAGUUCCGCGGCUGCCAGCCCGAGGCUGAGCCAUGUCUGCCAGAGUGGCCCAUCCUCAGGAGCCCCACCACCCCUCUGAGAAGCCAGUCAUCCACUGCCACAAGUGUGGGGAGCCCUGUAAAGGUGAAGUGCUCCGAGUUCAAGCCAGACACUUCCACAUCAAAUGCUUCACCUGCAAAGUGUGUGGCUGUGACCUGGCACAAGGAGGCUUUUUUAUAAAGAAUGGAGAAUAUCUGUGCACCUUGGACUACCAGCGCAUGUACGGCACCCGCUGCAACGGCUGCGGGGAGUUCGUGGAGGGCGAGGUGGUGACAGCUCUGGGGAAAACUUACCAUCCAAGCUGCUUUGCCUGCACUGUCUGCAAGCGUCCAUUUCCACCAGGAGAUCGGGUUACCUUUAAUGGAAGGGACUGUCUGUGUCAGAUGUGUGCUCAGCCGAUGUCCUCCAGCCCCAGAGAGCUGUGUGCCUCCAGCAAUUGUGCUGGCUGUGGAAGAGACAUCAAAAAUGGACAAGCACUGCUAGCCCUGGACAAGCAGUGGCACCUGGGCUGCUUCAAGUGCAAGGCCUGUGGGAAGGUCCUGACUGGGGAAUACAUCAGCAAAGAUGGUGCUCCUUACUGUGAAAAGGACUACCAAGUUCUUUUUGGAGUCAAGUGUGAAGCAUGUCACCAGUUCAUUACUGGGAAAGUCCUAGAGGCAGGUGACAAGCAUUAUCAUCCAAGCUGUGCACGAUGCAGCAGAUGCAACCAAAUGUUCACAGAAGGAGAAGAAAUGUAUCUGCAAGGUUCCACUGUCUGGCAUCCCGACUGUAAGCAAACCACUAAGUCUGAGGAGAAACUCCGGCUGUCACAACUCUGGCAGAAUAUACAGUGGAGGCACUUCAGAGCUAUUAUCACCGCCUUGCAUAAUGAACUCUAUCAAAAAAUUAAGCCCACAAGAACAUCAUCAGAAAGCAUUUAUUCCAGACCAGGUUCCAGUAUACCUGGCUCUCCAGGCCACACUAUCUAUGCAAAAGUAGACAAUGAAAUCCUUGAUUACAAGGAUUUAGCAGCCAUUCCCAAAGUCAAGGCCAUUUAUGACAUUGAACGUCCAGACCUAAUUACUUAUGAGCCAUUCUACACCUCCGCCUACGAGGACAGACAGGAGAGACAGAGUCUUGGAGAGUCUCCAAGGACUUUAUCACCCACCCCUUCUGCAGAAGGCUACCAGGACGUUCGGGACCGCAUGAUUCACAGGUCCACCAGCCAGGGCUCCAUCAACUCUCCCGUGUACAGCCGCCACAGCUACACCCCCACCAUGUCACGUUCCCCCCAGCACUUCCACAGACCUGAGCUGCUGGCUCUGGGCGCGCGGCGCGUGGCACCCCCGCGCUCCAGCGGCCCCGCGCUCCAUGACUCCCGCCCCAACUCCCCAUUCCGACACCACUUCAUCCCCCAUGCCAAAGGCAAUGAGCCGUCCAGCGGUCGGAACUCCCCUGUCCCCUAUCGGCCUGACAGUCGCCCUCUCACUCCAACUUACGCUCAGGCCCCUAAACAUUUCCAUGUUCCAGAUCAAGGCGUCAACAUUUACAGGAAACCGCCCAUCUACAAACAACACGCUGCCUUGGCAGCACAGAGCAAGUCCUCCGAGGAUAUCAUCAAGUCCUCCAAGUUCCCAGCAGCUCAUGCACCAGCACCCAACGAGAUACCAAAGAUUGAGACUGACCACUGGCCAGGCCCUCCCUCCCUGGCUGCCAUAGGAGCUGACAUGAGACGCAGAUCAAGUGGAAGGGAGGAAGAUGAUGAGGAGCUGCAGAGACGCCGGCAGCUGCAGGAGGAGCAGCUCAUGAAGCUCAACUCUGGUCUGGGGCAGUUAAUAUUGAAGGAAGAGAUGGAAAAGGAGAGUCGCGGUAGGUCAGCCCUUUCUGCCAGUCGUUACGAUUCUCCAGCACAUGCUUCAGCCUCCAAAACCUCUUCUCUCCCUGGGUAUGGAAAAAAUGGACUUCACAGGCCGGUCUCUACGGACUUUGGUCAGUACAAUAGUUAUGGGGAUGUGAGUGGUGCUGUUAGAGAUUUCCAGUCCCUCCCGGAUGGUCAUGUUCCUGGAAUGAGAAUGGACAGAGGAGUAUCUAUGCCUAACAUGUUGGAGCCAAAGAUUUUUCCAUAUGAAAUACUCAUGGUGACCAACAGAGGGCGAAAUAAAAUACUAAAAGAUGUAGACAGAACCAGGCUGGAGCGUCACUUAGCACCUGAAGUUUUUCAAGAAAUAUUUGGCAUGACGAUACAGGAGUUUGACAAGUUACCUCUCUGGAGACGCAACGACAUGAAGAAAAAAGCAAAACUCUUUUAAUCUCCCUUUAAACAAACCCACCACAAAUGAUGCAUAGAAUAUUGUAUCACACAGUCCAAACUGUUUGGAAGCAACUACUUAUCCACCAAAAAGGGAAAAUCAACAUAGUGGCACCUCUGCAGUUGAACAAGAUCAACAAUUGCCCUCCUGGAAUUCAGGGAGAAAAUAUCUGGGCUCAGAAACAGCAAUGAUAGUUUUCAGAGGUGUCAACCUAUUACCUGAUAUUGUACAAGCUAGAAAACUGUUCUGUUCUUCUCCCUCAAUGAUAUUCCCUUUACUUCUCUCCACAAAACGAUGGACUUUAUUGCUAGAGCCAGGAAGUGCCCUUAGGAUGCCUUGUAGACUAAAGUAGUUGUAACCACUCCAAGAACUGGAAGAGAAUAUAUACAUAUAUAAAUAUAUAUAUAUAUAUGUAUGCGUGUUUGCCUGUGUGCACACAUGUAUUUAUAUCUCUCCAUCUAUCUCUGUGUGUGUGUAAGUGUGUAUAUAUGUGUGUAUAUAUGGAGAGGGACAUAGGUAGGUUUGUAGUGAAGGAGAAGCCCCCUUGUAACUUAUCCCACAUGGUCACAUCAAGUCUUUCACCCAACAGUUUCUUACUUGGCACUCUUUUGACACAGUGUCUUCGUGUAACACAGCCUGUGGUGGUGGGCACUCUGCUCACCUGCAGGACACACCACUUGGAUUUCUGGGAAAUGGACUCCUUGUAAAUAUUUGCUAGGAUAUAAGAAGUGAAUUGCUGUGUGUGUGUUGUCAGUCUUCCCUCUUCCACACUUUCUGCUUGAAUUAAUAAGGCUGGAGCUUAACCAGUCCUUUGAAUAAUUUAGGAUCACUUCAGUAAUGGGAAUGAUGGAGAAGAGUCAGUUUUCUUGUAAUUUACUCCAGGAGGUGGGUGCGUGGGGGUGGGAGUGGCAGAGUGAAAAAAUGCUAUUUUAAGUGUGCCCUGGUUUGCAUCCAGAGAUUUCAGGAGAAACUCCCUGCUAGUAAUUUCUAGUACAGCUCAUCAGGCUGCACUGGAGUUGUAGGAUUUUACAAUGGCAGGGAGAAUGGUUCUCUGCAAGCUAACAUGCAAAUUCCUCCCUCUUAGGGAGGAAAUGUUUAUGAACUGAAAGGUACCAUCGAGGUGCCAAGCUCUGCCAAUAGAGGCUUUUUGAUUAAACUGCAGUAGCUGUUGUCAAUAUGGCACAGUGCAUGGGGCCAAGCACUCAUUUUAGUUAAUGUAGGUUUUCACUUGUGCUUGGAAAAGAGGGCACAGACUUUUUUUUUUUUUUUUCUGUCUCGAAGCAUCAAAGCUCCAGCCUUGGUUAUUUUUAUUUCCCUUUGUGCCUGACUUGGUUUUUGAAGACAGAGUAAUCAUGCAAGACAGUUUCUGAGCUGCACUGAACUCCUUAUUGCUUUCAGUCUUCUUCCAAUAUGCUGCAGCUUGAAAAACUGCCUGUAUAUACCUUAACUGCUUCUGGGCAAGUCCUAUGCAGAGGAGGACACGAGCACCAAAGUAAUUGAAUGGAUGCAGUGUGGCUGCUUUUUCUCUUCCUUGGUGCUUUACUGCCAAUGCAUAACUGCACUAAUGAGCUCCUCUCCUGAUAGGAGAGGGUCUUUUAGGUUCUGUGUCUGUCAAAGAAUAUCAAGGUUUCCUUUUUAAUGCAGAAACUUCAGGAGGCACUGGAGACAUCAGAACCUUUGUAUUUUCUGUUCUGUGAGACAUUGGUGUUAAAAUCUGGAAGUCAGGAAGAGGAAACAGUCCCAUGUAGUUCUGAGAUUCAGUAUCACUGUGUUGAGUUCUCUGUAUCACCAAAUGACAUUUCACCAUGAGCUGUGCAGGACAGCCCAAACCCUGCCUCUUCUUUGCUGGUUAGCAAGCCCUGUUGUGACAGAUCACUGUGGUUCCUUUGAUAAAAUCUGAGAUGAAGGUUCAGUAGGGGAGAGACAGAGACCAGGGCUCAGCACCUGCUCCAUGUCCCUGAGGGACAGUGCCACCAAGGGUCUGGCACCAUCCCCAGGGAGCAGAAUUCCCUGGGGACACUGUGACACACACACUGGUGACUGAGCUCUCUGGGUGGCACUGAGCUUGCAGCAGGGAUCAGGGUAACAUAUUUCACCUCAUUUUUCAGAAGACAGAUCUAAAAGGGUUUUAGAGGAGCUCUGAGAAGUAAAUGGGAGUGUCAGGGGCUCAAAAUGCAUCUUUGAGUGACUGCUGAAAGCAAAUCCAUACAGUGAAAGGACAGCAGUGUUUUACACUCACAGACUUUGUGAAUGCUGGGGUCUCAGAAAUUCAUUGUUUGGUCACCUGCAAGGUGUGGUUUAACUUUGAGACAAACAUUUGAGUUUUAAUGCAUUUAAAUUAUUAAAAUUCUCCACAUUUUGUCAUCCCACAUCCUUCAAACUAUUAGGCAUUACAAGUCUUUUAGUUCAAGUCACCCUGACCAUACCCCUUUUAGACCUGAGGAGUUGUUCUCUCAAGGAUGUGAGCUGCCAGUCUUCAUUUUUCCGCCUCCAUCUCUAGGUUACUACUGAACUUCUCACAGCACAUAUGAACACACUACCCAGUCAUUUCAGAAAUGACUAAGCCAGGUUGUUUUCUUACCUCUCCCUCCUAUGCAAAAAAAAAAAAAAAAAAGGAAAAAAAAAGGAAAAAAAAAAAAAAAAAAAGAACUCAGCCUCUUAGCCUGUAAAGAAUGGCAUGGUAAUUUGAAUCUGCCUCAUCAACUGAGAAUUUAAAACUGCAGCUUAAGCUUGGGAAGGAAUGAAGAGAAGCCAGUGUAGAUGUUGCAGACACAACUCAUCUCUGACUGGAUUUUUGGGCCACUGCUGGCUCCCCUCUCACUGGUGUGGAGCAGUCAGUCAAUUUACAGCCCUCUGCACUAGACUUACUACUGCUUUACUCCUGACUGACAACAUGAAGGGUUUUCUGAGCUUCAGUUUCAUGCCUGCAGUUAAUUCUCAACCACCUACAUGCAGACACACCCAAGAGAUCAUCUGUCCACAAAACCCACGCUGCAGCCACCCAUGGGGGAGGGAGGAUUUCUGCAGUGGGCUCUUUCUGAUUGUCACUGCAAUAUUUUCUGUUCUUUCAUCUGAUCUUCCCACCUAAUGAAAACAAAAUGUAGCCCCAGGGAGAAUUUUCUUUGUAAGCAAUUAAUCAUUCUCCUGGUAUCCAUUGAGUAGCAGUUCUUAGUAAUUCCCCUCUUUGAUAUUCCCCUGGGACAUGUCAAGAGUUGGACUGGAUGAUUUUUAAAGGUCCCUUCCAACCCAAAUCAUUCUGUGAUUCUAUGAAUAUGCCUUAAGUACAUGCUUGUGUUCUUCUAUCUCCUGCAAAGCAUUUGAGCUUCUGAUGAAGUCUCAUCCCAUCAAUGCUGUCAACACAAUGUCAUUACCAAGAGGACUAAAAACUGAUUGCUUUUGUCCUAUUUUUUCUCCUUUUCUGCUUUAGGAGUGAUGUAAGAGCAGGGCCCAGUCAAACAUUGCAGAAUAACCCCACGUGUACACCUGGGGUUAAGUCUACAUGGGAUUAUGUAGAGAUGCAGAUCCUCGAGCACAGGUGCACUGGUGGCACACACCCUCCUCAUGUGGAGCUCAUUAAAUGUGGGUUGUGGUGUGCUGGGGAUGCACUGCAGUGGGCUGUGAAAGGUCAGGCUGGAGGACUCAGGAGCUUUCUGUGGGAUAAGACAUCUCUGUGGCUCCAGUGGUGCUUUUACUUCUGUCCAGACAGGUGUCACCUCUCCUCACAGAGUCCUGCAGUCCUAAAUCUGUGGGCCAGGCGCUGAAUGCUUGCUGCCCUUUUCCUGUUGCAGUUGGGAAAUCCUUUCUCAGCCCUGUAGUUCAGAUGUCCUGCUGUUCAACAGAAUUCAGCAGCAGCUUCUUCUGUCAAAGUGAGCUACUCUGAAGUUAGACACCUUUGGAAGUGAAUCCCUUUCCACAAUCCCUGUGUCUCCUGGCAGGGUGAUGUCAAUGGGCAGAGAAGGGUUAAGGUCUGGGAAGGAGGAGGGUUGGUAUAGUCUUGAUUUCUGCAGGGCUUGCCAGGGUGAUGCUUGGCAGGAUUAGAGGAGAACACUGGCAUGAGCCUGUUCAGUGGUACCUGUAGUACCUGUUCCAGACUGUGGGGAAGUCAAGUUUGGAGUUCAUAGCAUGUGAGCACCCACACUGAAGUUAAUGGUAUGAAGCUGUUAGAACAAACACCAAGAACAUUAGGUCUCAGAAUGGUAAAAAUAUUAAUAUCCCCUAAACUCUUCAGGGAAUGAUUUAUCUUGGCUCCUCCUGACUUAGGAGGAGAUGUUGGCAUAUUUGGCUUGUAGAAAAGAAAA
Messenger RNA from Melospiza georgiana, 6645 nucleotides. RefSeq names its product actin binding LIM protein 1 (gene ABLIM1). Gene Ontology annotation, molecular function: actin filament binding. The record is from RefSeq and is a predicted model, not a curated record. NCBI's taxonomy places the organism in Eukaryota, Metazoa, Chordata, Aves, Passeriformes, Passerellidae. The transcript is spliced from 26 exons. Gene Ontology annotation, cellular component: actin cytoskeleton; stress fiber. Gene Ontology annotation, biological process: cilium assembly; cytoskeleton organization; lamellipodium assembly. Bases 53 to 2347 code for a protein of 764 amino acids.